This is a messenger RNA of Sphenostylis stenocarpa, 393 nucleotides long. The record is from the annotation of a GenBank genome assembly. NCBI's taxonomy places the organism in Eukaryota, Viridiplantae, Streptophyta, Magnoliopsida, Fabales, Fabaceae.
AUGGUGUUCAAAAAUCUACACGCGCACACCAAAAAGGCUAUAGCUGGAGCUGGUGGUGCCCUUGGUGGGGUUCCUGUAACCAGAACUAUGCAUUCAAGGUUUGGGGCCUAUGACACCAGAGGAAGUAUAAUGACUGAACUGUUUGAUCACCCUGAUGAGUCAAUUUUGUACUCGACAGCUACCAUAACAAAUGCAACCUCAAAACUUUGUCAACUAUGGCGACCCAAGUUUGGUGUUGAGAUAUGGAAGAAGAUGCUAAACUAUGAUGGUAUAAUAACUAAAACAUACAAUUCCGAUCUUAAAAAACCAUUGGCUUCAAUUGCAAUGAAACAGGAAAGUCUGUUCAAGGGAAGGAAAAUGUAUAAAACUGCAUACACAAACUCUAGUUUAUAA